Molecule: messenger RNA, 2313 nt
Organism: Lepisosteus oculatus (spotted gar)
Lineage: Eukaryota; Metazoa; Chordata; Actinopteri; Semionotiformes; Lepisosteidae
Source: RefSeq, a predicted model, not a curated record
AUGACGUUACGCGGGCGACCAGCGAAAGGCGAGACGACCCCUUUUUUCGACCGGUCAGUCGUCGCAGAAAUAGCCAAAAGGCUGCAGGAAGAGGAGGAGCUGGAGAUCAGAAGGCGGAGGCUGGACAGCAGCUGCCAGAGCCAUGACAACGGCCUCUCGACCAUUGGAGGGGCCGACCUGUGCCAGGAGGUGGCGGCGCUGGAGCUGGGGGCGCUGGAGCAGGUGCUGCAGGACGAGGAGCUGGCCCGCCGGCUGCAGGACGAGGAGGAGCUGCUCCUGAGAGUGAGCCCUCCGGCCUCACCCGGCUUGCAGAACCCCGACCCAGCGGAAGACUUCAUAGCCGCCCAGGUGGCUCAGGAUGAGGAGAUCGCCCACUUCAUGCAGCAGCAGGAGAUGAAGACCCAGCGCCGGUCACGCGAUUUGGAAGGUCAAGGGUCAUUGCGGCGCGAACACAGAGACCCCGGCGACCCACCCGAGAGGAGGCGUGGCCGAGAGAGAAAGGUGAGCGUGACCCAGGCUCAGCGGGAGCUCCUGGACGGGGAGGGGACGCAGCCGCCAGGAGAGGACUGGUCACCAGAGCGCCGUGCAUCUCCCCCACAGCUGCGCAGCACUGCCAGCAGCCCGCAGCAGCAGCCCGUCAGGAACAUCGCGGAGGAGCUGGACCCCACUUUCAGGGCCAGGUGCCAGGAGGGCGCGGCAGAGGGCCUCGCACCCGCGCCGGCCGAGCCCCUCCAGCACCGCGGCCCCUGUGACCACCCCCAGGACAGCUCCGAGCCCGCCUUCGUCAGCCCCACCAGGCGGCACAGCGACAAGGCCACACGCGCCAAGACCAAAGACAAGAAGGAGAGCUGCAAGCAGCAGUGAGCCGGGCUGGACCGGGCUGGACCUGAUAGGCUGGCAUUCCUGUCUUGAACCGAAGUACGAGAAGGAAGUAUGAGACUUCGUAGGACAUUUGAAUUCCUGACGUUGAAUGGAUUUUUUUUUUACCCGAGACGGAAAGGAGCUGUUUUUUUUUAUUUUUUUAUUUUUAAGAGGCGAUCGUGAUGGGGGGGACUAGCCCUUGGGUUUGCUGUUAAAACCCUUACUUUCAGGGAGCUGUUUGGGGGUUUCUAAUGAAUGUUUACUCACCGCUGGUCUUGGUAAGUAUGGCUCAGUCUCCCUCUGGAAGGGAGCGCUGGACUGGUGGCCUCCGGUCUUGCAGGACGUCUCGCUGUUUCAUCACCAGCCGCCUCCAAUCUGGGGGCGCCGCAGGUGGUGCAGUGUGGAGGCGUGGGAAGGGAAGGACAGGGAUCAUAUCCAGGGCGGGGGGAACAUCAGAAGUGUGUCGUGAUUGGUGUGGCGCUCCCUCUGUGGGUCUGGGGUCCUGCAGCCUGCUGGGCGUCUGUGCUCAUCCGUCCCAGGCAGAGCGUCACCCCAGCUUGGGCUCUCGCUACUCUCCGUGCAAGCCCCUGGAUCUUAAACCUCCCAUCGGAUCGUUCCUCUGGCGUACCGGGAUGGAAUCUUUUUUUUUUUAUAACGCCCUGUUCAUUUAAGACAUCACCUGUCAAAUAGGCUUUUAAAAGAGAUCCGAUUCAAGGGUGAAGUCAGAUCCAAAGCAUUUACAGCAAACCUGUGUGCAGUUGUUCCAAGACUGGAAAAAAGAGCCUUUAAGGAAGCACGGGUUAUCAUCUUACAUGUCAACAGAAAAACAAAAAGUGAUCCUUACUGACUCACUGGUCUUGUCCUAAACGGUGCCUUUGUCCUUGCUUGAGCUUGGGAUUGCGAAUUCGCCUCUGACGCCGCACACCAGUGACUUCCUGUUCCCAGGACUGUACAGUGGCCUUCACCACGCCAGUCUCCAGGAGGGUCAAGGAUUCUGCAGAACUCCACUGAAAAGUAAAAUCGGCAGUCCAGUUACAGAUUCUGUUUUACCAUGCCAUUAGAAAUAGAAAGUGCAAAUGUAUCUCAGUCCGCGGUUGUUGGAAUUGCACAAGGCUGUUCUGGAGCCUUUACACCACCAGUUCUCCUGAUCUUGGAGCUCCCUGUGAAUAGCACCAUCCGGUUUCACUUCUUUUCUGCAGAUAUUCCCUGACAUAGUUCAAGAAGCAUGAGUGAAAGCGCGCCCUUCCUAGAGCUCUUUCCCAGUGCACGGGCUGAUCCUGCUUGGUGGCUGGCCCCCUUCCCGUUGAGAAGCAGGAUUGAAAACGGGGAGAGAGAGCCCCCCCCCCCACACCUUCCUCUCUUUCUCCGUGGUCCUGAAUUGCUUUUACUGGUGAUCUCCGGGGAACGUGGCCCUUGUGCAAGCCCAGAGCCAGAACGCACGAGACGCUCCGU